Messenger RNA from Anastrepha ludens (Mexican fruit fly), 678 nucleotides. RefSeq lists its product as uncharacterized. Lineage: Eukaryota; Metazoa; Arthropoda; Insecta; Diptera; Tephritidae. The record is from RefSeq and is a predicted model, not a curated record. The coding region runs from base 121 to 399 and encodes 92 amino acids. The transcript is spliced from 2 exons.
GUCAUAAUAGGUUUUCAAAUGGAAGAAUUAUUUUGUUUUCAAAAUUAAAAUGUGUAAAUAUUGUUUUUUAUUGCACGUUUAAUUAUUCGUUAAAUACCUAUAAUAAAAUUGUCUAAAAAAAUGAAAGCUGAAUGGUCGAAAGCGUUUAUAAUACGGCCGCGGGACAAUCUGCAAUCUCAUGUCUACAUAAAACAAAAGAAAUUAGUACCUUCAUACGAGAAUGAUCCUUGCCCAGUACCAAUGAACUGGCUGAUGGGCUGGGAGUAUGCGCGUAUUUGGCUGCGCGAGCGUGAUGAUUAUAUUAGUGCUCGUCUGCGCAAAUCCAAAGCGAAACGAAUUAAAAACGACUAUACUGCGUGGCUGGCAAAACGACAAAUUAAACCAAAAAAAGUUAGCUAGCGAAGUGUACCUCAUCUGAAAAUUUAAACCUGCAUCCUAUUGGCGUCAAUUUACAUACCUUAUGAGUGGAUUGCAAUGGUUGAUUUGCCCAAGAACAAACAAUUGUUCGACAAGGGCAAACUUUCGAAAUUCCUAAAAUUUGUGUAAGUUCAGGUCGGAAUGAAACCAAAACAAAAAAGCGGUUGUAUACCAAUUUCGAUUUCAAUUGUAUAAAAUUUUAUCUGUGUAAAUAUUUUCUGCACCACUCAGUUACAAAAUAUAAAAAGUGUAUAAAUUUUA